Messenger RNA from Myotis lucifugus (little brown bat), 361 nucleotides. Its product is annotated as leucine-rich repeat serine/threonine-protein kinase 2-like. The transcript is spliced from 2 exons. Lineage: Eukaryota; Metazoa; Chordata; Mammalia; Chiroptera; Vespertilionidae. Bases 20 to 346 code for a protein of 108 amino acids. The record is from RefSeq and is a predicted model, not a curated record.
AGCACUUCGCCCAAACAGAAUGUAUUGGCGACAAGGCAUCUAUUUGAAUUGGUCUCCUGAAGCUUAUUGCCUGGUAGAAUCUGAAGUCUUAGAUAAUCAUCCAGAGAGUUUCCUAAAAAUUACAGUUCCUUCUUGUAGAAAAGGCUGUAUUAUUUUGGGACAAGUUGUGGACCACAUUGAUUCUCUCAUGGAAGAAUGGUUUCCUGGGUUAUUGGAGACUGAUAUUUGUGGUGAAGGAGAAACUUUGUUGAAGAAAUGGGCAUUAUAUAGUUUUAAUGAUGGCGAAGAACAUGAAAAAAUUUUACUUGAUGAGUUGAUGAAGAAAGCAGAAGAAGGUAUGUGUUGAUGCAACUUACAUAUG